AGUGACAGUACACAGCAGACAAAAAGAUGCGUACACCUCUGAAAUAACUUUCCUUGCAUUAAAUCCUUGGUAGAAUGUAUGUACAUAUAAUAAGAAUUAAAUUAAAGCAAAAUGAAACCAUUUAUACAAAUGAUAUUAUCCUGUACAAAAGCUUAGUGCUUAACCUAAACAUUUCAGAGAAAAAUGUCAAAAUUUAAGAAAAAGGGGAAAAAGCCCGAUACGGGUGGAGUGAAAAAACGGCCGACUAUCUUAAAACGAAAACUUGAAAGGGCGGAGAAGCGGAAGGCGAAGAAGGUGUCCAAGGCGGAGUUUAUGGUUAAGAAAUUCAAGAAGGCGGAAACGGCGGAGGAAAAGGAGGCGGCGUUGGAGCUGAAGCGAAUGAAGAAGGAACAGAAUAGACUGGAUCAAGAGAAGCAGAAGGCGAGACAUGUCAAGAGAUUAGCUAAAGAACAGAGAAAGCAGCGAAAUCAACAACUUUUACUUGCAAACCAGGAAGAAGAGAAGAAUAUUAAAAAGCUGGAGAAGCAACUUGGACUCAAGAAACGAAAAUCUAAAAAUCUACCAAAAAGUUUUCAGGAGGAUGGACUGGAUUAUUUGCUUGGACCCACUGGAGCCGUAACUUUUGAAGGAAUAGAAGAAUCUGAGGAUGAGAUGGGAGGAAAGAGUGAAGAUGAUAAUGAUGAUGAUGAUCCAAUUGCAUCUGCUAUGCUCAGUAGUGACGAGGAGAAUGAUCAUGAAGAUGAUGAACAAGCUAAAGAUGAAGAAAUGGAAGAGGAAGGUGAGGAAAGUGGAGAUGAGGAAAUUGAAGAUAAUCACACCGAGGAGGAAGAAGACGAAGAUGAGAAUGAUGAUCAAGGAGAAGAAGAAGUAGAAGACGAAGAAGGAGGAGGAGGAGGAGAAUGGGAAGAUAUCUACGGGAGGAAACGAAGCAAAGAUGGAGGCAUUAUUAAGAAUACAGAUUCGGCCAACACUCAAACCGGAAAUGGUGAAUCGGCGGUCUCCGCUGGUGGCAAAUAUAUCCCGCCGGCCAUGAGAAAAGCGGCAGCUGCGAUGGACAAGAAAAAAGAACUAGAACGACUCGCCAAACAAUUAAAGGGAAAUUUGAACAGACUUGCUGAAUCUAAUAUGCACAGCAUUGCAGUACAGAUAGAAAACAUGUACAGCAGUAAUUCCAGGAAUGACAUGAACCAGACCCUGUACAACCUUAUCUAUCUGGCCACCGUGUCCCCAGUCCUUACCCCGGAGAGACUCGUGAUGGAGUACAUCAUGCUAAUCACUAUACUACACGCAAACAUUGGAUCAGAGGUUGGUGCUCAUUUUAUCGAGGAAUUUGUCAGAGCUUUCAAUAAUAAAUACAGUUCCACCGACCUGACUGGUGAGAGUGGUAAAGAAUUGGACAACAUAAUUCUCCUUCUCUCCUACAUUUUCAACUUUAGAAUGAUUUCAUCAAAAUUUCUUUUCGAAAUUCUGAACAAGCUGGCCGACAGCUUCAAAACUAAGGAUAUUGAAUUGAUUCUUAUUGCGCUUCGGAGUGCGGGAUUCAUACUUAGGAAGGAUGAUCCGCUUGAAAUGAAAAAUUUAAUUUUAAAAAUACAGAACAAGGCAACAGUUUCAACAGGAGGUGAGGAUAAUUCCCGUGUACAGUUUAUGCUUGAUGUACUGCUCGCUGUAAAGAACAACAAUGUCAAUAAGAUCCCCAACUACGAUCCCUCGCACCUGGAUCAUCUGAGAAAGGGAUUAAAAUCCCAUAUCAGAGAAGGAAACUUUGUUACCGAGCUUAAGAUCGGUCUUAAAGAUCUGGAGGAUGCGGAUACUAAGGGAAGAUGGUGGAUUGUAGGUUCCUUCUAUGCUGGGAACCUGGUUGGAGAGAAGAGAGGAGGGGCAGAGGAACCCCAGGGGGGGGACCAGGGGAAGAAGAAGGAGGAGUUUAGCACCCAGCUCCUCCAGCUAGCAAAGAAGAUGAGAAUGAAUACAGAGCAGAGGAAGAACAUUUUCUGCUUGAUCAUGUCCUCAGAGGACUAUAUAGAGGCCACAGAGAGGUUAAUAAAGCUUGGCACCAAGAAUCAGAUGGAGAGAGAUGUGAUGUUUGUUCUUCUAGAUUCAGCUAUGCAGGAAAAAGUUUUCAAUCCAUUCUAUUCACAAGUUGCCAUCAAGCUUUCUUCCAUGGAUAGGAAGUACAAGAUCUCAAACCAGUUUUCUAUCUGGGAUAAAAUGAAACAGAGCAGGGAACUGAAAUCAGGCCAGCUCAUUAAUCUGGCAAAAUAUAUCAGUCAUUUAAUCAGGGAGCGAAGUCAGUCUAUAUCUGUACUCCGUGUGAUUGAAUUCUCUGAGAUGACUAAACCCAAUGUGCAUCUACUGCGAACUAUUCUCUGUGAAGUUCUGCUGAUGGAGAACCUAGAAGACAUGGAAAAUAUAUUCCAGGCUGUAUCUGAAUCUCCAAACCUGAAGUUAUACCGUGAGGGUUUAAGAUUAUUUCUCCGACAUUUUCUUCUCAAGAAAUCCAAACUUGAUCCUAGUAUACCCUUCCAUACUCUAGAGGAGAGGGUUAAAACAGCGGAGUCAUGUCUUUCUACCCCGGGAUCCAAACUCAAGCUCUAGUCUGUUCAUUCAUUCACCUAAUCCCGGCAGAUUUUUGAAUAUGAUGUGGUAAUCCUGAACAAAAAAUGAGAAUCCCAAAAAAUGAUGUAAAUCAGGUUUAUCCAUCUAGAGGACAGGGUUAGAACCGCGAACUUGUAGCUCCAGGAUCCCAAUCAAAACUCAAGCUCUAGUUGACUCAUUCAGUGUCCUUUCAUCCUUAAUUUUUAAUUUUGAUAUAUUUCAAGUCUAUUUUCACAACUGUUAUUCAGCAUUUAUUCAUUCAUUCAUUUUCAAACUGAGCAUUCAUUUUUCCAUAACGAAAACAUUUUUUUUCCACAUAUAGCUUUCAUUAUUCAUCGUAUAUUCCAAUCAGCAUUCAUUCAUUUACUUAUUCAUCCAUUCGUUAAAUCCAUCCUAGAAUCAAUUUUUAUCUCCGUCCCAAUACUGCUAUUCAUUCUUUCAAAACAACGAAAUUUUAUAUUUUUUAGAAUGCCAUUAUUUUUUUCAGAA
Messenger RNA from Eurytemora carolleeae, 3087 nucleotides. Its product is annotated as nucleolar MIF4G domain-containing protein 1. Gene Ontology annotation, molecular function: RNA binding; protein binding. The record is from RefSeq and is a predicted model, not a curated record. The transcript has 21 exons. Gene Ontology annotation, cellular component: nucleolus. Gene Ontology annotation, biological process: ribosomal small subunit biogenesis. Lineage: Eukaryota; Metazoa; Arthropoda; Copepoda; Calanoida; Temoridae. The coding region runs from base 184 to 2598 and encodes 804 amino acids.